Molecule: messenger RNA, 354 nt
Organism: Rasamsonia emersonii CBS 393.64
Lineage: Eukaryota; Fungi; Ascomycota; Eurotiomycetes; Eurotiales; Trichocomaceae
Exons: 1
Source: RefSeq, a predicted model, not a curated record
GAACGGCAAGACCUGGGCAGUGAAGGUUCAGACAAUAAUCCGUCCACAGCUGGGGCAGACGGGGCCUCUAUCCGCAUACCAAUGGAUGCUGCGCUGCCGUUCUCCACGCGGAGGCUGACAGCAGCGGACUCUCACACGCCCGGCCGGCUGCUGACCCGCCGUGGCCGCCUCGACACUCAGGGGCUCGUUCAGGAGUUCCCAGGGGUAAGAACACGAGAGAGAACCAUCGAAUCCAGCGCUGCAUGUUUUCUGCUCGAAUCAGAUCAGGUCCUCAGGCCUUGGCAGGCUUGGCUUUUCUCGGCGUGCAGAGGAGGAUUUCGUCCCAAGCGUGCAGCGAUGCGACGGAUCGUGUGA